AUGUACUUAAGUGGGUUUGAGAUCUCAGGAAGGAUGCAGUUUUGCUGUGAAUCUGUAAAUGGCUCCUGCAUAAAGAGCAGCUGGUCAAGCAAUAUCCGUAUUCCCAUGUAUAUCUUCAUGGUGUGCAUCAUCCUGGCCACGUUGGCUGGAAAUCUGACAGUUAUCAUCUCAAUAGCACACUUCAAGCAGCUCCAUACGCCUACAAAUUUCUUGAUCCUUUCCAUGGCCACUGUUGACUUUUUGUUGGGGUGCUUCAUCAUGCCUUACAGCAUGGUGAGGUCUGUGGAGAACUGCUGGUACUUUGGAGAACUUUUCUGCAAAAUCCACACUAGCACAGACAUUAUGCUAAGCACAGCCUCCAUUUUCCAUCUUUCCUUCAUUUCUGUUGAUCGCUACUAUGCCGUGUGUGACCCACUGAGAUACAAAUCUAAGAUAAAUACUUGCAUCAUAGUGGUCAUGAUCAUCAUAAGUUGGACCAUCCCUGCCAUUUUUGCCUUUGGGUUGAUCUUUCUGGAGCUAAACUUAAAAGGAGCAGAAGAGAUUUUCUAUAAUCAUAUCCACUGUGUUGGAGGCUGCUUUGUCUUCUUUAGUGAAACUUCAGGUGUGGUGGCCUCAAUGAUUUCCUUCUACAUCCCUGGAUUUGUUAUGUUGUGCAUCUAUGGGAAAAUAUACGCUAUAGCCAAGAGGCAGGCAAGAUCCAUUAGAGAUGCAGCUAUCCAAACGCAGAUCAGAUUUGAAAUGAAGCACCACAUUUCACCAAGUAGAGAAAGGAAAGCUGCAAAGACAUUAGGCAUAGUGAUGGGUGUUUUUCUCAUAUGUUGGUCUCCAUUUUUCUUCUGUACUGUCACUGACCCCUUUAUGAAUUACUCAACACCACCUAUUCUUAUUGAUGCGUUGGUGUGGUUUGGUUACCUGAAUUCUACAUUUAACCCAUUAGUGUAUGCAUUUUUUUACAUGUGGUUUCGCAGAGCACUAAAGUUGAUUCUGUUUGGUAAAGUUUUCAGACAGGACUCUUCCAGGACUCAAUUAUUUUUAGAAUAA
Emys orbicularis (European pond turtle) is the source of this 1041-nucleotide messenger RNA. Its product is annotated as trace amine-associated receptor 1-like. Lineage: Eukaryota; Metazoa; Chordata; Testudines; Emydidae. The transcript has a single exon. The coding region runs from base 1 to 1041 and encodes 346 amino acids. Gene Ontology annotation, molecular function: trace-amine receptor activity; neurotransmitter receptor activity; G protein-coupled serotonin receptor activity. Gene Ontology annotation, cellular component: plasma membrane; dendrite. The record is from RefSeq and is a predicted model, not a curated record. Gene Ontology annotation, biological process: chemical synaptic transmission; G protein-coupled receptor signaling pathway, coupled to cyclic nucleotide second messenger.